AUCACUCGAUUUUGUCCGUCCAGGUUUAAUCAAAAAUGAAAAUACAUCUUUGUAACCGAAAUAUAACGCCAAUGUUUGAACUUGGAUCAAAUGGCCUGUAACUGGCUCAAAAAGUUUGUUGGGUAUAUGACAUUACAACUGUGGACGGUACAUUUUUUGUCUCUUUUCUUCAUUCUCCCGUUUCAACCAUUGAAUAAACCGAAAGUGAAGGGGGUGUGUAAACCUUUAUUGCACUGCAAUUAUUUUCCAUCUCUGGUUUAUAUAAUCCACUGACUCUUAAAUCACCAACAUCACAGUUCUUGCCAAAAUAUCCAAUUUUUCAGCAAUAUCUGACCACUGAUUUUUCUCAACAAUUGUCAUCUUUGCUGAAUCUUCAACUGCAAAAAGACAUAUAGCACAUCCUAAUUUUUAAAAUAUCUCUACAUGCGGUGUGGCAAGGGAGAAAAGUCAUUAGACAUGACAUGACAUGAAGUUGCAUUACUUUCGAGAAUGAUACUGACAAGGAACCCAACAUAAGACUUGUCACAGCGCUGUUUUGCCUUUACCUGGAUUCUCUGCUUACAAUAGAAUUUACAGAUAAACGAGGUUACUAAUACUACUUACUAGUGCUACACACUAAACACAGACAUGAUAAAAAGCUUGGAUUAUGGAGCUUUCAUGGAGAAGUUUUCUCUCCAAUUAAGCCCUUCACAGCACCAACUCCCCUUGAGAGGCCUCACGUUUGCUGCUAAAGACAUAUUUGACAUAGAGGGAUAUGUCACUGGCUUUGGAAACCCUGACUGGGCCAGGACUCAUUCAGCCGCCACGUCAACAGCGCCAGCAGUGAUGGACCUCUUAACGGCAGGCGCAACUUGUCUUGGAAAAACUGUCAUGGAUGAAAUGGCUUACUGUAUGUAUGGAGUAACUAAACAUUACGGCACUCCCACAAAUCCUUGUGUACCAGAUAGGGUGCCUGGAGGAUCUUCCAGUGGCUCUGCUGUUGCAGUAGCUGCAAAGCUGGUAGAUUUCUCCCUUGGAACUGACACUGGUGCUAGUGUAAGAGUCCCUGCAUCAUAUUGCGGAAUUCUUGGAUUUCGGCCUUCACUCGGUGCCGUCUCUACUGUAGGAGUUCUUCCGAUGUCACAGAGUUAUGAUACUGUGGGAUGGUUUGCUCGUGAUCCUAUGAUUUUAAACCGCGUUGGACGUGUUCUUCUGCAUUUACCUGACGUUGAUCCUAUCAAACCAAGUCAGAUCAUUAUUGCAGAAGAUUGUUUUCGGCUGUCUACUAUUCCAAGUGACCGAACAGCUCAAGUUCUUGUAAAGUCAAUUGAAAAGCUCUUUGGAGCUCAAUGUGUUAAGCAUGUAAUACUUGGAGACCAUGUGAAGGACAAAGUACCAAGUUUGCAGCAUUUCAUGGAUAAGGGAAAUGAAGACCAAGAGGAUGAUAUACCAUCCUUAGCAGCCCUUUCAAGUGCAAUGAGAUUACUUCAGAGGUAUGAAUUUAAGAAUUACCACGCCAAAUGGGUCACCAAAGUGAAUCCGGAUUUCGGUCCAGGAAUAUCUGAGCGGAUAUGGGAUGCCAUUAAAGCAACAGGAGAAAAUAUUGAUUUCUGCCACUCAGUGAGGACUGAAUUACGCGCUGCGCUUACUGCCCUGCUAGGGGAUCAUGGCAUCCUUGCUCUCCCAACAACACCAGGGGAACCACCAAAAGUGCAAGCAAAUCCAGCCACAUCGGAUAUAUUCUUUUCUAGGCCUUUCAGCUUACUGUCCGUUGCUGGAUCAUCUGGUUUCUGUCAGGUUAGCAUACCUCUAGGGAGGUAUGAUAAUGUUCCUUUGGCAAUUUCCCUAGUGGCAAAACAUGGCUCUGAUGCAUUCCUGCUCAAUCUUGUCGAGACUUUAUAUGACACCCUCCAAGAAACUAUAUAAAUUAUGUCUUCCAUAAAUAAUCAUGCUUCGAAAUAAUUGUGCCUCCAAGUUCCCAUGGUGCAGAAGACAUGGGAAAUUGGUUCCACAAUUUCUAUUUCUAGAUUCAUGUACAUGAACGCCAUAGUAUCCGGAAGCUAAAGUGUAAUUAUAUAUAUAGGAACAUAGUUGCUGCUCAGUUUGUAUAGUAUAUAGUUUUAGUAUGGAUACUGCUAUUAAGCUUUUGAACACAAAAGUUGCUCCUGUGGUUUUAUUUUUCCAAGAAAAA
Molecule: messenger RNA, 2170 nt
Organism: Gossypium arboreum
Lineage: Eukaryota; Viridiplantae; Streptophyta; Magnoliopsida; Malvales; Malvaceae
Product: amidase 1
Exons: 9
Coding region: 628-1905 (425 amino acids)
Source: RefSeq, a predicted model, not a curated record